UUUUGACAGUGAUUCAUCCACACCGCGACUCCACGUAUUUUCGUAUUGCGUGAUGGCACACGUCAAGCCACGCGUGAUUGCUCAGCGCAUGCACCUUCCUGCGUAAAAUGGCAGUGCUCAGUUCAACGCGUUCGCGUGCAGCUGUUCGACAGCUUCUUCACAGUCCAAGUCCUGUUUCCGUAGCCCAUUUCGUUUCAGAGUGGUGGUGUGGUUCAGUUUUACGUUGCAUGAUAUUCUCCUGUUUGAAGCAGUUAGCUGUGGUGUACGCCUUGUAAACUGUGGCCAUCGUCUUCUACGUCGUCGACUUCAUGAAGGUGUAUUGCCGUAAUGGAGGAUUUCCCUGGCGAGUACUGCCGAGAAGCUGGCCUUACGACGCAACUGCUGUUGGACGCUGCUACAAGUGAGUUCGAUGGAGGCCGUCGUCGCUCCAAAAGGCUGAGGGGUGACAAAAAUACACCCGUGUCCAAUGGCUUGGUACUUGAGCUUGCAGCGUUCAUGACCAGCAAGAAACUGCCGUGGUCAGCCCUCCAUACCUGGCUCUCAACGGUCGAGGAAACGUUGCUGUCCUGUACUGCGAACGCCCUCACUGCCAAGGUGAGACGGCUUCAGGCAGCCAGAACCAAGCUGCUCAAAGCAUCCGAUCACAAGUCUCUGUCCACACUCUGCAGUGAGGAAUUUGCAUACCCUCAAAGCCAAACACGACCAGAGCAUUAUUCUGGCACUACAUCUGUGCAUGCGUGUAGUGGUGGUACUACUAGUAGUGAAGAUGGAAUGGGUGAUGUUGACCGAAAUACCAGUGGCAGUGAGAUAUGUUCUGAAGCACAGGGUGAAGGACAUGCAGUGGAUGCAAUGCAAACUGAAGACUCAGUUACCUUGCAGUUGCAGGAUAGGUUGCAUGCUUCACAAAGCAAAAUUCGGAAUCUUGGGAAGAAAUUACGCCGCCGAGAUGACCAGUUGAUCAAGUAUGAUGACCAGUUGGCCAGGCUUGGUGAAAGAGUGGAGGGGGAGGAGGAGAGCAAGGAAGAUUUGGAAGAGCAGUUGGGCAGUGCAUUAGAAACAGUCGAAACCCUCAGGCGUAAGCUCAACAAUGUGUACUGCAGAGUUUCAUACGAGAAAUCUAAGAGCUCCAGCACAAGUUCUGCCGUGAGUGACGUGACAGAAGAGCUUCUUGCUUGUGGGCAAAGGGAGAAGGAACUAAAGAGAACAGUGAGUGCAUUACAGGCUGAGUUAGAUGUGGAACGGUCCAUGCAGCAGUGCCAGCACAUUACAGCGAAGGUGGAUGGUGAAUACACACCAGAGGUGCGUCAGUGCUGCUAUGACCUCCUUGCAAAGAACGUGGGUGUGUGGAAUCUUGGGUCUGUGAUACGUUCAGUUUUGCGCUUAGCAAAUGUGGGAAUUUCGGAAGUUCCAUCUGCAGCUACUGCCUCCAAGAUGUUGGUAGAGUUACGGCAAAUUUCACAGUUGCAUGUAGCUAGUACCGCUUCUGAUGCUCAGUUCACAACCAGCCACAGUGAUGGCACGUCGAAGCAGGGUACCAGCUUUCAGAGCUUCCAGCUGGCAACCAAUGAAAAAGCAUACAGCCUGGGUAUGGUUGAAAUGAAAAAUGGUACAGCCAAGCAUGUGUUUGAAAUGUUCAAGCAAGUUCUGGGUGACAUUGACAGUGUAGCAUCUGCUUCAGGCCAGACCGAUGUAGCAAAGCACAUUGUAAAGAACAUGAAGAAUACAAUGAGUGACAGGUGCGUAGUUCAGAAGUCCUACAAUGUUCUAUUGGAGGAAUACCGCAAGGACAUCUUGCCUGAUGUUGUGGAUGGUUGGGAAGAACUCAGUGAAGAUGAGCAGGCUACCAUGGGAAGGGUCAACAAUAUUUAUUGUGGUAUGCACUAUAUUGUUGGCUUGGCCGAUAGCUGCACAGCUGCUCUGAAAUUGUGGGAGGUUGCACACUUUGGGAAAGAUGUCCGAGUUGGUGCUGAACUUCUCCAUGGCACGUGGCAAGGGAAUGGUGGCGUUGCACGGCUCAUCUAUUCAGCUUCGAAGGCAUUUGAAAGGCAUGGCGAUGAGGCUGCUGGUUGUGUGGCUGACUUUCACGCGUUUCUGUCAGAAACCAACACCAAAUUGCCCCUGGAGGAGUAUAGAGGAAACAGGUCAUAUGUGGUGUUCAGGAAUGGUGCUGGUGUGUAUUACCUCCAUGAAAAAAUGUUGCAUUUUCUCACGGAGGUAACUGUGAGGGAUAACCAGUUGUUACGUGCCGUGAAGGCUGAUUUGGGUGUGGCAGAGUUUGUGGCUGGUGCUAGAGCGCUUGGUCUGCUGUCGAAGCUGGUCAUUGGUCCGUUGUGGUGCCUGCUGGAAGACCCGAAGGUGUCAAUUCUCGAGGUCAGCAAGUACUACACUGAGCUGAACAGCAAUCUCCUGAAGUGGUCUACUGACGCAAGCAACCUGUUAGAUGGCAGUGCUCGGCCAUUCUCCGACGCCAAAGUGUCCGUCGUCUGUGAUGUCUACACCGCGCUUGUCGAGCCAUCGGAGGUUUCUGAUGCCCUCACUCUGGAGAUUCUAGCGUACCUGUGUUCUACCCUGGCAGCAUUCACAACACGACUGCUGGCGGAUCAUCUACCGGGUGGGAAGUACCAUCAUGCGCCAACACUUGCCACUGAAACUGCUUCGGUACAGAAGACUAAUGCCAUUAGCGAGCGAGAUUUCGCCCAGCUGGAUCGCCUGAAACGUGAGAAACCGAAUGCGGCAACGGUGGCAUUGGAGGGUAUGAUCAUGUUUGCCAACAAUGAAACAACCGAUUGGCUCCGAUCUCUGCCACCAUCUGAACAUGCCCGGCUAGUGGAAGUUGCUCGGUCAACUGCCCCAGCUGCUCGCCAGCAGUUUAAGGACAGAAGGCUAGCCAUCCAGCAACAUCGUCUGGCGGAGCUGAAGCGCAAACAGAAGGAGAAGGAGGCUAAGCGCCAGGCUGACAUUGCUCGCCAGGAACAAUUGACGAAGGCCAUUGAGCCAUACACGCUGUGGACAGGCACGACCAACAUCGAGGAGGAACUGGCCAAGUUGACAUCAGUCACUCGCCAGAGGGAUGCCUUGCGGGCCCAGCUCCAGUUCCGGAAGUUUGUUAUUGGGCAGAAUUCGGCGAAAGAGCUGUUCUACCUGAGUAGUGGUGGCCGUGUCCUGCCGAUUCCAACACUCGUCAGUAACCUGAAGAAGCUGAUAGGUGAAAGCACCACACCUGGAGGCAGUGCCACUGAAGCGAGCUCGUCCACUGCCAACCAGUGACCUGCUGUUGAAGGAACCUGCCUACUCCGUCUGUUUAUACAUUUGUACAGUCAAUAACAAUUAUUUAUUCUUCUGUGUGUGUGUGUGUGUGUGUGUGUGUGUGUGUGUGUGUGUGUGUGUGUGUGUGUGUGUGUGUGUGUGUGUGUGUGUGCCUGCAGUUGGAUCCCGGGACGGAUACCCUGAUGCCGUCAAUCCUUUUUCUGCACCUUGUCCUCACCCACUUACUGAGGUGUGGUGAGCCCAUAAGUGGGAUCAUUUCAAGUCCACCCUAGUUUGGGGAUUUCAGGGGGUGUCCUCCGUUGGGUGGUUCAAUGGCCAAUUGAGUCAUCUUUCCAAGAUUCCUUUUGAGUCUCUCUCCCCUCUCCCGGGGAGACCCACGUGACCAGUUUUGGCAGUGAGCAAGUACAAGUACAAGUGUGUGUGUGUGUGUGUGUGUGUGUGUGUGUGUGUGUGUGUGUGUGUGUGUGUGUGUGUGUGUGUGUGUGUUGAUUAUGACGAUGAUCUUGGUGCGCCUACACAAUGCUCAUGUUGUGCGACUCCGCCUUUUAGUCAUGCGUGCGGUGAUUGUGAAUAUGAUUGGUCUAUUUAAUAUUGCUUUAGUUUUCUUUGCUUCCGCUGAGUGCCCUGUUCCCAGCAAGCCCAGGUCUUCACUUUGACACCCUACUUGUUCCACUGUGCUUUUUGCUGGUGUUGAAUUGGACCAUGUUGCUUUGCGUUUUCCUGUCAAUGUUGAUGGCCGGCGCAUACUCGCUCUCUCUCUCUCUUGUAGAAUUUUUGGUUGCACUGCCAUGCAUUGGUGAACUGAAGUGCUUUGUAGCCUGCAGCAUGUGUUGGUACUGUUGUCCCGUUGCUGUAUUACUAUUUGUCGAUCUGUGGUCUUUAGUACUCCAAGUAUGUUGCUUUCUAGUGGACUUCUUGCAUUAAUCGCUUGGUUGCUAUGGUGGUUGCUAAGGCCCAUAUUUAAAAUUUGGCCGUUAAAUUUGAAUUUUGACGGUAACCCUAGGUUUUGUGGAGGGGGGCAAUCAAGCAACUAGAAAAUCUAAGCAAUCUGAGCUUUUUUUUCCGUUGCCAUGCUGGUUGCUAUGGACGGCCGAAAACAGUGCAUGUGCCAUAUCCUCAAUGUAAAGACUAUGCACGUAUAGUGUGAAUAGCACGGAACUUCAAAAGACCAUAACUUUGGUAUCCCUUGGAAUUUUGACCUGAAAUUUUCUCUGCAGUCUUGUAAUAUGUUGGUCUUUCAGAUAAAACAGACCUUUGUACUUAAAUCUCUUCCAAGUAAAACCACCUAAACUCCCUACGUACAGUAGGGUAGUGACACAGGACAUGAGAACAAACAAGAGAGUGUAGCAGUUGCU
Sycon ciliatum is the source of this 4622-nucleotide messenger RNA. RefSeq lists its product as uncharacterized. The coding region runs from base 328 to 3267 and encodes 979 amino acids. NCBI's taxonomy places the organism in Eukaryota, Metazoa, Porifera, Calcarea, Leucosolenida, Sycettidae. The transcript is spliced from 2 exons. Gene Ontology annotation, molecular function: 3'-5'-RNA exonuclease activity. The record is from RefSeq and is a predicted model, not a curated record.